Molecule: messenger RNA, 2684 nt
Organism: Anopheles coustani
Lineage: Eukaryota; Metazoa; Arthropoda; Insecta; Diptera; Culicidae
Product: regulator of G-protein signaling 7-like
Exons: 5
Coding region: 1-1557 (518 amino acids)
Biological process (GO): intracellular signal transduction; G protein-coupled receptor signaling pathway; regulation of G protein-coupled receptor signaling pathway
Source: RefSeq, a predicted model, not a curated record
AUGGUUACGAAGAAAAGUGUCGACAUAGAAAAAGAAAAACUUGCGAAAAACAUGUACUCGAGCUCGAGCAGCGCCGGGACGGGCAUUCCGGCCAAGGCGUCCGGCACGGGAGUGGGCAGUGGCAGCUCCGGCACUGCGGUCGUAAGCUUCAGCGCCACCACGAUGGCCAACAGCAGCAGCCACAUGGCGCAGCAGAUCCUACCCCACGGUGGCCAGGAUGCACCGAACAUUCUGGUCUACAAAAAGAUGGAGGCCAUCGUCGAGCGCAUGCAAACGGAGGGGACAGGCGUGUCGGUGCGCACGGUGAAGGCGUUCAUGAGUAAGGUACCGUCGGUGUUUACCGGGGCCGAUCUGAUCCAGUGGAUCAUGGCCAACCUAACGGUGGACGAUAUUAGCGAGGCACUUCAUCUGGCCCAUCUGCUCGCUUCCCAUGGGUACCUUUUCCCGAUCGACGACCACCAGCUGACGGUGCGAAACGACGGCACGUUCUACCGCUUCCAGACGCCGUACUUCUGGCCGUCUAACUUCUGGGAACCGGAGAACACCGACUACGCCAUCUAUCUGUGCAAGCGCACGAUGCAGAAUAAGACGCGCCUAGAGCUGGCCGACUACGAGGCUGAGAACCUGGCCAAGCUGCAGAAGAUGUUCUCGCGCAAGUGGGAGUUCAUCUUCAUGCAGGCUGAAGCACAGAGCAAGGUGGACAAGAAGCGCGACAAACUCGAGCGCAAGGUGCUGGACUCGCAGGAGCGCGCCUUCUGGGACGUGCACCGGCCGAUGCCGGGCUGCGUUAACACGACCGAGAUGGACAUCAAGAAGGCGUACCGGAAAGGCGCUUCGACGCUCGGAUCCGGUUCGGCCGGGACGGCCGCCCACAGCAAUCCGGCGGAAACGAUGGCCAAGACGAUUACGCUGCUAAAGCAGAAGCUGGACCGGCGCACGAUCAAGGUGUCCAAGGUGGCCGAAUCGUACAUUUCGUACUACGAACAGUACAGUGAGUUCGAUUACUUCCUUUCGACGUCGGACCAUCCUAACCCGUGGCAAACGGAUAACACCGAGUUUUGGGAUGCCGAGAAGCUUGGCAAGGACAUACCGAUGAAGCGAGUUAAACGUUGGGGUUUUAGCCUCCGGGAGCUGCUCAACGAUCCGGUCGGAAGGGAACAGUUCACCAAAUUUUUGGACAAAGAGUUUAGCGGAGAAAAUUUAAAAUUCUGGGAGGCAAUACAGGACAUGAAGGCAUUGCCGCAAUCACAGAUAAAGGACGCGGCGCAGGCCAUCUGGAACGAGUACCUCGCGCCGGACGCCGCAUGCCCGGUCAACAUCGACUCGAAGUCGCUCGAGCUCGCCCGGGAGGUGGUGAAGGAGGGUGCGGCCCAGCCGAGCCGCUGGUGCUUCGACGUUGCCGCCGAUCACGUGUUUUAUCUCAUGAAGAGCGACUCCUACUCGCGCUUCCUGCGUUCCGACAUGUAUAAAGAAUGUCUGAACGGCUCGAAAAAGAAGACCUCCGUUAAAGGACUUCGAAUAUUUUCCGGAAGAAAAGACACGCCUGUGAUAAAUUAACUUUUGCCUCGUUACGUGCUAUUUUCAUUCUUUUGAAAAAAUGUAUACAUAUUUUUUAGGGACAUAAUAUUUACAACUUCCAGGGAAAAUAAGUGCGUCUUUGUUAAAAAAAAAAUAACAAGAACUAGUGAACAAAUUUUAAUUUGUUUCAAGUAAUCUUCCGGAUUUCUGAAAUGUACGCAGUUUUGAAACGCUAGCAAAACAAAUGCCAUGUUUAAUAAUACCAUACAACACUUGAAGCCACCAGCCAUGCUUGAUUGCAGAAAUUACACAACAUAUAUAUAUGAGUAGCAAGCAAGAGUCACAGUGGAGGUAUGUUUAGACAAAAAAUAUACACUACAUAGGAAAAUGAAAGCAGAACUGUACGGUUAUCGUUUUUAGAGUAUUAAAAUGGACGCCCGGGAUUAGAAGAUUGUGUAGCCCGUUAAAACAUGAUUUCAUAGUUACUACCUGGAGUUUAAAAAAGAUAACUCACGUAUUAGCUUUAAAGUAACAACAUGUUCCGGCAAUGGAUGGGUUUUUGGUUCCAGAUCCGGAGGUCCCAAGGCAAUGAUUGUUCUUCUUAUAUAUCUUAGCAAAAGAAACUGUGUCUAUCGGGUAUUCAGAUUGUGAUGUGUACAUAGUGUUAGCCGUAAAGAAAUCAAAUUGGAAACAAGCAUAUUAAAGAAACAUAGGAACUAGGAUGUUUCAAAAAACGAACCCCCCUUGGCUAUCAGCUGUGUAAUGUUACUACUAAGACAAUCUUAUUUUUCGCGGGGAGCAGAUGAAAUGUAAUCCCAUCAAUGUCGGUCUCUUGUCCCGCGUGCUGAUGCAGUUAAAAUAUAUAUUAAUAUAUAUCCUACGCUACGAUUACGUUUAGAUCUCUAACUACCGCUUCUACUCUAACGUGUUGUUAAAUAUCGACGUUUUAAAAACGACAUUACCCACCACCGUUCGUAAACAAGAAAGACAAACAAAAAAUAGUGAGAAAUGUUUUAAAACAAAACGAUUACAGAGACUAGACUAGUUGAUUAUGGUUAGCGUAUGUGAGCAACAUUUUAAAAAAGACUCAAAAUCGAAAUGUGCUUAGAUUAGGAAACUCUUUAACAUCGUAAACAAAAAAGACGACCCGCAUGGAUGAAGGUUAA